AUGGAGCCUUGUAGAAGAGGGGUUCAUUUGUAUUCUCCUCAAUCGGCCCGACACAAGCCUUUGAUUCCUUCGUCCAAAUGCCUCAAUCCUCGUGCACUUUUGUCCUCUUUCAGGCUCUGGUGUCUCCUCGUCGUCAUUUUGCUCACGAGCCUCCUCCAGCCCACAGCCUCCGCUGACUCGGCGCAUCAUGAGAUGCCCGUUUCGUCUCUCUCCAGGUCCGUCGGAUCGCAGCAAUUCUGUCCUUCGCCGUCCGUCGAUACGGCCGGUUGUGCAGACGCAGAUGCAGCCUCAUCCGCCUCCGUCUCCUCCGAUAGGCUGACGUCGACGAGUCCACUUCCACCGGCGGAUGAGCUCGAGUCGUCCAAAGCCGACUUGCUCCUCAGUCGAGACGAUGAGUGGUCCUACGGCGUGACCAAUUGGCCUGAGGCUGUUCAAGAGGCCUGUGCCAUCCCUGGAUUUCGCCAGUUCCUCUUACAGACCUGGAUUGCCCUCAGCGAGUUCGGCUUGGACACGAAAGGACAAUAUCCCUUCGACUCCAGUUUCGCCUGGGCCCUGGUGACUGACACUCUGUCGCACUACCGUCUCGGAGUGGUGGUAAUUAUUUUGGCGGCUCUCUUGACGCUGCUUCGUAUCACCUGCAAUCGCCUCUUGAAGGUGAGCCCAGCAUUCUUUCUGUAUCUUUUUCAUCUCUCUUUGCUCAAACGCAAGUAG
Molecule: messenger RNA, 711 nt
Organism: Protopolystoma xenopodis
Lineage: Eukaryota; Metazoa; Platyhelminthes; Monogenea; Polystomatidea; Polystomatidae
Source: the annotation of a GenBank genome assembly